Molecule: messenger RNA, 2337 nt
Organism: Pistacia vera
Lineage: Eukaryota; Viridiplantae; Streptophyta; Magnoliopsida; Sapindales; Anacardiaceae
Product: ankyrin repeat-containing protein At5g02620-like
Exons: 3
Coding region: 82-1857 (591 amino acids)
Cellular component (GO): plasma membrane
Molecular function (GO): protein phosphatase 1 binding; protein phosphatase regulator activity
Source: RefSeq, a predicted model, not a curated record
UGCCUCAUUAUUUAUUAUCUCGUCAACAACCCGUAUUUCUAGUACCCCAACUAUUAUUCCCUCCCUCACCUAUCUCCAAACAUGGACAGACGCCUCUAUGAUACCAUUCUCAGAGGAGAUGUAAAAACCUUUCUUAGUAUCCUUCAAGAAGAGCAUUUUGAAGAUACAGCAAAACAAACACUUCCACAAUCUUUAAAAACAAUCCUACACUUAACAGCCCGUUUUGGGCAUGAGGAGUUGGCAUCAGAGAUUUUGAAGUUGUGGCCGGAGAUGGUGUCGGCUGAGAACGAAAAAUUGGAGACUCCGCUGCAUGAAGCAUGCAGAGAAGGGAGACUAAACAUUGUGAGGUUGUUGGUGGAGAGUGAUCCUAUGGUUGUUUAUAAGGUAAACAAAAACAAUGAGAGCGUGCUGUUUAUGGCAUGCGAGAGAGGAAAGCUUGAUGUGGUGAAGCAGCUUUUGGGGUAUCCAUGGUUGUUGAUGUUCGAGAUGGAUAGCUCCACUACUUGUCUUCAUGCUGCAGCUUGGGCAGGGCAUACAGACAUUGUGAAAGAGCUUCUAACGGCGCGGCCACAAUUGGCGUGGCAAAAGAACUUGAAUGGGGGCACACCUUUGCACAUUUCUUGCGGCAAAGGCCACCUAGACAUAACCAGGGAGCUUCUAAAGGUAGACCCUGACCUCUCUUCUUUACAAGACAAUGAAGGUCGAACACCACUCCACUUGGCUGCUAUCAAAGGCCGUAUAAAUAUUAUUGAUGAAAUACUCUCAACCAGUCUUGAGUCAGCUGAGAUGAGAACCAUUUCUGGAGAGACGGUUCUACACCUUGGAGUAAAGAAUAAUCAGUAUGAAGCGGUUAAGUUCCUGAUGGAGACUCUAAACAUCACGAAACUUGUUAACAUGCCAGAUAACGAUGGCAACACUAUCUUGCAUUUAGCAACUGCUGGAAAGCUUUCUACUAUGGUCAUCUACAUACUGAAGCUUGGCGUUAAUGUAAACGCAAUAAACCGCAAGGGAUACACCGCUCUUGAUGUUGUUGAAUGCGAUGCAACUAAUUCUGGUGUCCUUACGAUUUUACCUGCAUUACAAGAAGCAGGCGCUAAGAGGUGUGACCAGUUGCCACCGAUGUCACAAGAAAUUCAACCCAUACAAGAUAACUAUCCAUACACACCACCUUUGAGGCCGAAAAAAGCUCCUGAAUCUCCAACCCGACAUCAGCGCCAUCGUCAUCGUCGUCGCCGAGAAAAGCAGAUUGAGCUACAAAACGAGGGUCUACGCAAUGCGCGCAAUACAAUCACGGUUGUGGCGGUUUUAAUAGCAACUGUUACAUUUGCGGCUGGCAUAAACCCUCCAGGGGGAUUUAACCAAACUACUGGGAAGUGCAUAAGGGGAAGACAAACUUCUUUUAAGGUCUUCAUGGUUUGCAACAUUGUGGCAUUAUUCCUGUCCCUAGGCAUAGUCAUUUUCCUAGUAAGCAUCAUUCCUUUCCGGAGAAAAUCCAUGAUGAAAUUAUUGAUGGUUACACAUAAAUUGAUGUGGGUGUCGGUUUCAUUUAUGGCUGCAGCUUAUAUGGCUUCCAUAUGGACGAUUUUGCCACAUGAGAAAGGGAUGGCAGGGGUGUUGGUGACAUUGAUUGCUGUAGGUGGAGGGUGCACAUUGGUCAUUUUUAUGGGACUGGGGGUAUUGUUGGCGAGACAUUGGCUUAGAAAAUGGGAAUGGAGGAAAAGGAAAGACAAAAAUGGAAGCCCCAAUAGUAGUGUUAGUCGGGUUGAAGAGAUGCGGACGAUGAAGAAAGGCAGUCGCGAAUCUACCAGUAACUCCGACCUUGAUAGCUCUGAUCAAGGAGGUUAUCAUCUGUAUUAGAUAUAUAUGUUCUGUAGCAUCAGGAAAAUUGGGAUCACAGAUAUCAGUUAUUACUAGAUGAAAGUUUGGGCACUUCCGUGUACUAUUGUGAGUCCUUUGAUAGUGCAGCCCUGCAUAUGUGUUAGCGUUUCCAGUUCUGCAGUAUGAUUUAAUUUGUACUUGAUCCGCAUAUUCUAGUAGGUUUACGAUGUGCAGAAUAAGCGUCCUAUUUGUAAAGGUAGAUUUGUAGCUAAUAAUAAGGCGCAUUUAUAAUUCUAUAAUCCAGUUGAGGCAGUGGCAUUAUUUAGUCAUUACUAGCUACUCUCUCAUUCAGUUGAUGAGAGGGUAAUCAGAAUUUAGUAAUCAGGGCCGUUUCUUCUGAGACAAAUAUCCAUGCCAGUUUUUGGUAAUUAACAAUGAAUCUGUGACCUAACACUGUCUCUUCUAUUGAUUUUGAUUCUGCUUUUAAAUAUUUGCUAAUAUAAAAACCUUUUUCAGACA